CCCAUUUCCACAUAUACAUCACGAUCCGUAAAGGGCCCGACCCAUUUCCACAUAUACAUCACACCCCCUCAGAGAAGGUCUUCCCUGUAGCCGUAGAUCUCAAAACUCAGCCCAUCAUCAUCUCUCACUACAAUUCUGCUUCGGAAACAUCAACUUUCCGGCGAUUCUCGGCUAACUUUCCGGCGUUAUUGCCUGCAAAUAAACAUCGAAGUGCUCCAUUCAAUCUUUUGCUGUACAGUGAACUCAAUUUUGAGAUAUGGUGGUAAUGGUAGUGACAUUGAUCUUGUGUGCCUUAUUGGGUGCUUUACUUGUAAUCCCGCGAUUGCGAAAAUCUGACCAGAGCAAAAAGAGCCAAUCAAUUGGUAACAAUAAGGCAUCAAAAACAUAUACUAAGGCUGAAGUUUCCUUGCAUAACAAGAGGACUGAUUGUUGGAUCAUCAUCAAAGAAAAGGUAUACGAUGUUACCUCAUACGUAGAGGAACAUCCUGGAGGUGAUGCCAUCCUAGCACAUGCGGGUGAUGAUUCAACUGAAGGGUUUUUUGGGCCACAACAUGCUACUCGAGUCUUUGACAUGAUCGAUGACUUUUACAUGGGAGAUCUGGAAAAGUAAUUACAACCAUCUGUUUGUAUUUAAUUAAUAGAAUUGUAUCUGGAAUAUUGUUUACAUUCUGGUUCAUCCUUUAUGAACUUUCUACCUAGUAAGAGCUUAUUGGGACUAGUUAUCUCUUCUAUCCCUCCAUAUAUAAUUUGAUUGAGUAGGUUCAUAGCAAAGUUUGUAUCAAGUAAAUUUUUUAUGUGAAAAUGCCAUAGCUUGGAGCAGCAUGAUA
This is a messenger RNA of Cornus florida, 827 nucleotides long. RefSeq names its product cytochrome B5-like protein. Bases 257 to 610 code for a protein of 117 amino acids. Lineage: Eukaryota; Viridiplantae; Streptophyta; Magnoliopsida; Cornales; Cornaceae. The record is from RefSeq and is a predicted model, not a curated record. Gene Ontology annotation, cellular component: membrane; intracellular membrane-bounded organelle. The transcript has 6 exons. Gene Ontology annotation, molecular function: heme binding.